Messenger RNA from Cladocopium goreaui, 468 nucleotides. The record is from the annotation of a GenBank genome assembly. NCBI's taxonomy places the organism in Eukaryota, Dinophyceae, Suessiales, Symbiodiniaceae.
AUGUUGGCCAACGCAAAGCCCCUGGCGCCACUGUCACUGUCACUGAUCCGAAGUUUCUCUUCGGAAAGCGGUUUGCCUCGGCUUCGUUUGCGGGGUUUGCCGUUUCACGCCACUGCCUAUGACGUGCGCGGUUUCUUCAAAGGCUUCCGCUUGGCCCAGUCAGGUGCUGUAGAACUGCUCCGAAACGGACGGAGACCCACGGGCCAAGCUUUUGCAUAUUUUCAAGAUGUCGUUGAAGCUAUGAGAGCGAAGGACGCCUUGGAUGGCAAGCCAUGCUGUGUGAUCGGAACGCAAGUCUAUCGAUUAGAGCUCAUGGAAGACUUCCGAGGAAGAGCGAUGGUUACAGAUGAAGAUGUUCCUGGCGACAUUGUCGAAGAUGAUCUCCGCGACUCUGUCCGGAAGUCCAUGGUCGGCUUAAAGUACAAAGAGAAGUUGGACAUGAAAAAGUUCAAAUUCAGACAGUAUUAA